AUGGUAAAUGACGCAAAUAUAAAGUCGUCUCCAAAUUCAAAUAUCGAAAAUAAUUCGAUUGAACCAUUGAAUGUGAAUAAAACUAUUAAAACCUUGGAAUUUAAGGGAUUGCUUUGGACAUGUGCUCUAAGGGAAAUUUGUUUGACAGCCCUUUGGCUUCCAUUAGGUGCUUUAGUGCUUUGUUACGUGACGGCGUCUAUAUUCCAAGCAGAUGACAUACAUGAAACACAUUGCAGAGUUUAUAAUGUAGUCCCGUCAAUAAGUGCAAUUACUGGGAUCAGUCCACAAAGAUACAUUUGGAGGAUAUGUAUUGCCUACCAUUUAGGACCAAGACUUUUGAUAGGCUCCUUGUAUUACAACUACCAUAAACAACGCACUUCGCAUAUCACGGACGAGAAGGCACGUCUACUGGCGACUAAAUUAGGCGACGCCUGUUAUUGGUUAAAUUUGUUAGAAUUAUUUGCUCUCACAGGAGUGACUUAUGUUUCAAACAGAGAAAAUUAUUUUAUCCAUGAGAAAAUAUUCAUAGUGUUUAUGGCCGCUGCUCUCCUGCACAUGCUUUGUCGCGCUCGAGUUGGGUGCAUCAGCAGCGACACAGUUGAACCAGUCCGGACCAACAAGCUAGUGUGGAUAUUAUUUUAUGUAGCGAUUGCGGCCACAAUAGGUCUUAUAAUAUUUUUCUUGAGACAUCGAUUACUUUGUCGCCCACUCGCUUUCACAUGGUUUUCAGUGUGCGAAUACAUUCUUGCAACAACAAAUAUGGCGUUCCAUGCAAUCGUUGUUCGUGAUUUGCCUCUGCACCAAAUCCAAGUGGUGUGUCCAACGUACCACAAGACACAC
Molecule: messenger RNA, 840 nt
Organism: Iphiclides podalirius (scarce swallowtail)
Lineage: Eukaryota; Metazoa; Arthropoda; Insecta; Lepidoptera; Papilionidae
Source: the annotation of a GenBank genome assembly